Messenger RNA from Spinacia oleracea (spinach), 1737 nucleotides. Its product is annotated as 26S proteasome regulatory subunit 4 homolog B. The transcript is spliced from 6 exons. Bases 149 to 1483 code for a protein of 444 amino acids. Gene Ontology annotation, molecular function: ATP binding; ATP hydrolysis activity. The record is from RefSeq and is a predicted model, not a curated record. Lineage: Eukaryota; Viridiplantae; Streptophyta; Magnoliopsida; Caryophyllales; Amaranthaceae.
UAGACUCUUCACCAAGAAACCAACCCCUCUUCACUACUCUCUAUUCUUUUCUUCUCCAACAGGGUUGCUCUAUAAACUCUUUCUUCUCCCCCGCUUUCUCUCUCCUCUCUCACUGUAAACUCUCCCAAAACCUCAAAACCCAGCAACCAUGGGUCAAGGACCAUCAGGUCUGAACCGCCCACCAAACUCCGGCGACAAAAACCAAAACUCCGAUAAGAAAGACAAGAAAUUCGAACCUGCCGCACCCCCUGCUCGCGUCGGCCGCAAGCAGCGCAAGCAACGCGGCCCAGAUGCCGCCGCACGGGUGCCCGUCGUCACCCCACAUACCAAGUGCAAGUUACGGCUCCUAAAGCUCGAGAGAGUGAAGGAUUACUUGUUAAUGGAGGAAGAGUUUGUUGCAAAUCAAGAAAGAUUGAAACCCCAGGAAGAAAAAACUGAGGAAGAUCGAUCUAAGGUUGAUGACAUUCGUGGGUCCCCCAUGAGUGUUGGGAAUUUGGAGGAGUUGAUUGAUGAGAAUCAUGCCAUUGUUAGUUCUUCUGUAGGGCCUGAGUAUUAUGUGGGGAUUAUGUCUUUCGUUGAUAAGGAUCAAUUGGAGCCCGGCUGCUCGAUUUUGAUGCACAAUAAGGUCCUUUCAGUUGUUGGAAUUCUCCAAGAUGAGGUGGAUCCGAUGGUAUCUGUGAUGAAAGUCGAAAAAGCUCCGUUGGAGUCGUAUGCUGACAUUGGUGGGUUAGACCCCCAGAUCCAGGAAAUAAAAGAAGCAGUAGAACUUCCUCUUACUCAUCCUGAAUUGUAUGAAGACAUUGGAAUUAAGCCUCCUAAGGGGGUUAUACUGUAUGGUGAGCCCGGCACAGGGAAGACUUUGCUGGCCAAGGCUGUAGCAAAUUCAACUUCAGCUACCUUUUUGCGCGUUGUUGGAAGUGAAUUGAUUCAGAAAUACUUGGGUGAUGGUCCCAAGUUAGUGAGAGAACUAUUCAGGGUUGCAGAUGAGCUUUCACCAUCAAUUGUCUUCAUUGAUGAAAUUGAUGCGGUGGGCACAAAGAGGUAUGAUGCUCACUCAGGUGGUGAGCGUGAGAUUCAGAGGACUAUGUUGGAGUUGCUGAACCAAUUAGAUGGCUUCGAUUCUAGAGGAGAUGUGAAGGUCAUACUUGCAACUAACAAGAUUGAAAGUCUUGACCCAGCUUUGCUUCGUCCUGGGAGAAUUGAUAGAAAGAUUGAGUUUCCUCUGCCAGAUAUUAAGACCAGGAGGCGCAUUUUUACGAUCCAUACAUCAAAGAUGACAUUGGCUGAAGAUGUCAAUUUAGAAGAAUUCGUGAUGACAAAGGAUGAGUUUUCUGGAGCAGACAUUAAAGCAAUCUGCACAGAAGCCGGAUUACUUGCUUUAAGAGAGAGGCGUAUGAAGGUAACUCAUGUCGACUUUAAGAAAGCCAAGGAAAAGGUGAUGUACAAGAAGAAAGAAGGUGUUCCAGAAGGGCUUUACAUGUAGAAUUGUUGCCGGAAAUAUUUAUUUCACAACCUCUUUGGUAUACCUGGUUGUUAUCAUUUUUUCAUAUUUGUCCCACCUUUCUAAUUUUUUUUUUUUUCUUAAUACCUUCAGUAUUUUUUAAUAGAUGAUCAACACUGUGUUCCUUUUUAUUUAGAUUAAUGUGACAUUCUUGAAUCUGUUGAUCACCACACCAUUUCAACUGUACAAAUUUUACUGUAUUGAUUUCUGAGUAUUCAAUUGUUCAGUUACUGUCA